Molecule: messenger RNA, 288 nt
Organism: Rasamsonia emersonii CBS 393.64
Lineage: Eukaryota; Fungi; Ascomycota; Eurotiomycetes; Eurotiales; Trichocomaceae
Exons: 2
Coding region: 1-288 (95 amino acids)
Biological process (GO): mitochondrial respiratory chain complex IV assembly
Cellular component (GO): mitochondrial inner membrane; mitochondrion
Source: RefSeq, a predicted model, not a curated record
AUGUCGUUUAUCCUGCGAAAGCUGCAAGGCGGAAACCUUGAAGUCUUCAAGUUCGGCAUGUAUGUCCUCUUCCCCAUCGGUUGGAUGUACUACUUUGGGACGAACCUAGAAGACCGGUUCUCCGUCCCCGGUUUCUGGCCUACCACCGAACAGUCACACAAGAUCCCAGACUCGAAAGAGGAGAUUGACCGUGAGCUGGCGCGCAUGCGCAUGCGGGAUGCCAUUCGGAGGGAAAAGAGAAAGGAACAAGAGGCUAUGGUGGCUGCUGGGGCCGAGGAGGGAGCAUGA